UGUCUUAUAAUUAUCACGAUUAAAGGUUAAUAGAAUUACGCUUUGGUUGUAAUAUGUUUUACAAAUAAAAAUAUUCUAUUCUAUGUUGUUUCCAGGGUCUGCCGGUAUACCUCAGCAGUCAGGUUUCUACUGGAAAGGAGUCUGGUUACCGCUCUGUGUUACCUUCGAACCCGGAACUGCCAAAUCUGUUUAUAUUGAAAUGUUGGACCGCAGUGAAGCUCCUGCGAUACAGGAUGGGUACGGCAUUUCGGUGGCGUACGCUUGCCUCAUGGAGAUCAUCCGGUCAAUAGCUAUUAGUGUCGAAGGCAACGAGUAUUUCCGACUACAAGAGUUGUAUGAAGAUAUUCAAAAUGACACAGAGGAGAGGGAGGUUAAUUCUAAUAAGAAUGUUAAUAGCAAAGAUACGGAGGACAAAACGGAUAAAAUGAUAACGAAUAACUCCCAUAAUGGAGAAGCUGAUCAGAACUCUAAUGUGGUGCAGAAGAUAGAUGAUGUGGAGGAGAAAGAGAAGCAACUUCGGCUGCAGCUACUUAAAUCGUCAUGGUGCGGCCUGGUUUGGGGCCUGUCAGUGUUAGCCGAAGCCAGUAUAGGCGAGCUCGAGAACAUACUCCGAGCCAUUCAGACCCUGGCUAGAGUCAGCGGGAAGGUCGGUCACUCAGUAGGUCGUGACGCCUGCGUCAGUGCACUCUGUCGCUGCGCCCUCCCCGCGCAGUACGUGGUGCCAGCUCUCGGAGCCCUGGGAGCCCUGCCCUGCCCAUGGAGACGGGAGCCACCACCACCUCCGGACCCUGAUUACCGACACCAAGUUGUCUGGGUCGGCACACCUCUCCCCUCGGCCUCGUUGCCUACAGGUCAGCAGCAGUCUUUUGUGAUGGUGACAUCUCGCCACGUGACUGCUAUGAAGGCCUUGCUCUGCGCCGCCCAGCGGGACGGAGACACCAUCCAACAGGCCUGGCUGCCAGUCCUCACUACACUGCAGCAUCUGGUUUGGAUCUUGGGCCUUAAACCCUCGACUGGAGGCAGUAUGAAGGCAAGUCGCGCAAGCGCAGACGCCAACGCUGUCAUGAGUACUUCCGCUGUCAUGGCCGACCUUCCAGGUCAGCAAGUUCCAGUGGCAGAGUCGCUAGGAGUUAUGAGUGCGCUUUCAGCGAUGUUGUCUCGAGUGUUCGAGUCUUCAAAGAACUUGGAUGAUGUAGCGCUGCAUCACCUUAUUGACGCGCUGUGCAAGCUUUCGAACGAAGCUAUGGAGUUGGCAUAUUCUAACAGAGAACCGUCACUGUUCGCGGUGGCCAAACUGCUCGAGACGGGCUUAGCGAACAUGCACAGGAUAGAGGUCAUGUGGCGACCUAUCACCAACCAUUUAUUGGAAGUAUGCCAACACCCCCACAUCAGGAUGCGGGAGUGGGGUGUGGAAGCCAUCACGUACCUCGUGCAAGCUGCCUUCCAGUACCAUCACAACAACCCUUGUCUCGUUACUGAGGCUCGAGAACGUCUCCUACUAGAGCCUCUAUCGGAACUGUGCGCUGUGCGUCAGUGCGAUGUCAGAGCUCGCCAGCUGGAGUGCGCAGCCAGGCUGCUGCACUCUCGUGGAGAUCAGCUGGGUGCUGCCUGGCCUCUCAUGAUGGAGAUCAUCUCCGCCAUAUCCUCACACCACAGCGAGCAGUUGAUCCGCUCGGCGUUCCAGUGCGCGCAGGUGGUGGCGGGGGACCUGCUGGGCUGCGCCGGGCCGCGCUGUCUGCGCCAGGUCCUCGCCGCCGCCGCCGCCUUCGCCACGCAGACCAAGGAGCUCAACAUCAGCCUCACUGCCGUCGGACUCAUGUGGAAUAUAUCUGACUACCUGUACCACAACCGCGACAAGCUGGUGGCGGCGUUGGCCAGCGACGCGGCGGUAUGCCCCGAGCUGCCCCAACACGCGGACCUACCCCCUCUCGACAAGCUGUGGAUGCGAGCUAUGCACGGAGGCGCGCGCCCCGGUGCGUCGCGCGGCGUGCCAGACGCUGUUCAGCUGCGUGGGCGCGCACGGCACGCUGCUCAGCCGCCCCGCCUGGCGCGCGCUGCUCGCCGUGCUCUUCCCCAUGCUCGAACAGGUAACGCAGCAAGCCUACCAUUGGCGGAGUGCCCUGCUUGGGCUGAGCUCCGCCGUGUUCUCAGAGAAGUGAUCGGUGGCGGCGACCUCUCGCGCCCGGCCUUAGUCGAGGCCAUGGUGCAGAUCGAGAGGAACUGGGACGCCGUCUCCUCCUUCUGUGAAGCAGUUAUGCUCGCAAAGGAGGAGGCGGAGCGCGAGGGAACUAUCCUCCUCACGCCCCAACCGCCACAGAAGGCGACAUUCCGGGCGACGGGGAUCGAGAGAUGA
Molecule: messenger RNA, 2353 nt
Organism: Spodoptera exigua (beet armyworm)
Lineage: Eukaryota; Metazoa; Arthropoda; Insecta; Lepidoptera; Noctuidae
Source: the annotation of a GenBank genome assembly